ACAAUGGACACACCUUACUUGUCUCGGCUUGUCGAUGCUUCACUCUACUUCAACCACGACCCACUCAUUUCUCCACAUCUCAGAAUAUUUAUAUCUGUCCAUUCUUCUUUGCACCACAGGGGAUCGUGCAGGUAGUCUCGAUCGAAGUCCGCCGCUGCGCCUGCCGAACACCAAGCCACGGCUUAUUCCACUGAAGUCUCAUCAUUGUGGCCAGUAAUACCACCAAGGGUGUGCUCGCCAGUCCACCAAUAGACCAUGCCCACCCUUUCGCCGUCUCCGGAUGUUAGUCCUGUGUCAGCAGCAGCAGCAGCCAACUCUCACUACCUUCGCGAUUCUUUCUGCCUCAAUCUUUCGACCUUGCCAGAUGCAAACAACUAUUCCAUCAAGUCGUCUCUUGCGUCAUCUCACCUACUUGAUUCUCCCACAGAUGGCCUUUACUCACCCAUCAGCAAUCUUAGUGUGAGCGGAGCACCAUUUCGUAAUAGACCUCGCAACAUGUCACAGUCAUCCACUGAUAGAGAGACGCCGUACGACACCUCACUACUCUCGAAUGGUCAAGCUCCAACUAGUCAUGGUGACGCCUGUACGAACCCUAAAAAGAGGCCGAAUACAGAUGCAAUUGACUACCCGCGUCGGAGAGCAACAAUUGCAUGUGAAAUUUGUCGCUCAAGGAAGUCACGAUGUGAUGGUUCGAGACCAAAGUGCCGACUCUGUACAGAGUUAAAUGCCGAAUGUGUAUAUCGAGAGCCUGGAAUCAAGCUUGAUGCCGGAGACAAGUUGAUCCUGGAGCAUUUGAAUCGCAUUGAAGGGCUCCUACACUCAAGCUUUUUAUCCCAGCAUGGCAGCCUGAAUCUCAGUUCGCACUCUCCUGCUGCAACCACCAGUACCAACGACGAUAUCCUCGCGCGAAGUUCCAGUGACGUCUCGGGCUUGGGCUUGUUUCCAGUUGUCAAUGAAGUCGGAACGUGGUCCACACUACCCUCGAACAUCUCCGUUAUGCCAAAGACUCACACGACUCCAGCGCUGAAUCUUCUUCAAUGGCCGAUGAUUCGGGACCUUGUCUCACGCCCUUAUGAUCCCCAGGUGUUACUCCAAAUAGAAAUGGCUCGAGAGCCUUUGAGCUUUGGAACUCAGCUCAAUAUUGAUUUGUCGCACACUGGGGCUUAUGUACAAGCUUUCUUCGAACGGGUGAACGUGUGGUAUGCCUGCGUGAAUCCAUACAAUUGGCACAGCUAUUAUCGUACUGCGCUAUCUGUUGGCUUUCGAGAGGGACCGGAGAGUUGCAUUGUACUACUCGUGCUAGCCCUUGGCAGUGCUAGCAACGCCGGUAGCAUCUCCCAGCAGCCUUCAGACAAGGACCCACCUGGUAUGUCGUACUUUGCUGCUGCUUGGGCUCUGCUUCCAAGUCUCAUGACUCGCAACACUAUGAUGUCUGCACAAUGUCAUAUUCUAGCUUCUGCGUACUUAUUCUACAUCGUACGCCCAUUGGAAGCAUGGAACCUGCUUACGAGUACAAGUAUGAAACUCCAAUUGCUUCUUAGUUCCCCUGGGCGACUGCCUACACACGCGAAGGAGCUAAGUGAGAGAGUGUAUUGGAAUGCACUCUUGUUCGAAAGUGAUCUUCUUGCUGAGCUGGAUCUUCCACAUACGGGUAUCAUCCAAUUCGAAGAAAGUGUGGGCUUACCAGGAGGAUUCGAAGAUGAGGGAGAAGAGCCAGCUGGCAAAGAUGAACUCUGGUACUUCCUGGCUGAAAUCGCGCUACGGAGGCUCCUUAAUAGAGUUAGUCAUAUGAUAUACACGAAAACCACCCCGUCGACCUCUCUGGCCGUCUUGGAUCCACUCGCAGCGGAACUAGAUUACCAGUUGACACAGUGGUAUGAAAGCCUGCCCAUUCCGGUGCAAUUUCCUCACAGUAGAGUACCGCUGUCUAAUCCAGUACAAACGGUUCUACGACUGCGCUACUUUGCUUGCCGGACGAUCAUAUACCGCCCUUAUAUCCUCGCUGUGCUCAACGAUGAGAGUGUGGCCAUGGACCUGACAGUGCAGGAGAACUGCCGGCGGUGUCUUGAGGCCUGUAUCAGACAACUGGAGCAUAUCCAAGCUCAUCAUGCGGGACAUCUGCCUUACCUAUGGCAAGGAGCUUUAUCAAUUGUAUCGCAAACACUGCUUGUAAUGGGGGCAACCAUGUCGUCGUCUUUGUCCGCUUUGCUCCCCCCACCACAUCAGAUGGACGUUAUCAUUGACGACGUUAUACUCGAGAUCGAACGAUAUGCGCACCUGGCCCCGAGUCUUCGUCUAUCUGCAGAAAUCAUUCGCGAGGCAGAGGAUCGGAGGCAACUGUAUCUUCGAUCUGUAGGCGUGAGGGCUUGAUAUGAACAGGCCAGCGACGGCCCCAAUUCUGACUAGUGAUGUUGCGCAGCAAUAAUGAUGUUCAGAUAGAUCUUGACGACUUCAUGGUCUUAGUUCUAGAUUAGGUACUACACUACGCUACACCAAACGUACGAAGAGACGCUCGUUGCGAUCAUCCUCAAUGCAAUGCCCU
Pseudovirgaria hyperparasitica is the source of this 2542-nucleotide messenger RNA. RefSeq lists its product as uncharacterized. The coding region runs from base 256 to 2370 and encodes 704 amino acids. Gene Ontology annotation, molecular function: zinc ion binding; DNA-binding transcription factor activity, RNA polymerase II-specific. NCBI's taxonomy places the organism in Eukaryota, Fungi, Ascomycota, Dothideomycetes, Acrospermales, Acrospermaceae. Gene Ontology annotation, biological process: regulation of DNA-templated transcription. The transcript is spliced from 5 exons. The record is from RefSeq and is a predicted model, not a curated record.